UUCUCGAUUUUCACAAGAACAGAGAUCAUCUCGGUUCCUAACGCUCCCUCCCACUCCCCCAAACCCCCAAAUCCGCAUCGAUGGGUUGUUGCUUCACUACCCCCGCCGCCGACGACCCGCCCGACGACGCCACCGCCACCGGCACCGGAACCGCCACCGGCACCGUCACCGCCACCGUCACCAACGUCAACCUCCCUCAUCAGCUCCCCACCGGUCCCCUCAUCUUUCCGGCGUUACAGCCCCCGUGGAGAACGCGCCGGCGCCAUCGCAGCUCCCGCUGAUCCCUUUAUCGAGGCUUACGAGUCCAUUUGAAGCUCCAAGAAGGCUUCGUGAGGGAACGAUGCCCUUCCGAAGCUACGAUUUUGCUGACCUAAUGAACCGCUACAAAUUCAUUAUCUCAAGAGAAUUUGAUAUCCGAUAGUGGGAGAUGGUGAUCUCCAGACUUCCACUUUUAGGGGCAUUCUUGGUGACGGCCGGCCAAUUGCUGUGAAAAAGUUCUCCAAUAGGGCAUGGUCAAGCUCCGACCAUUUUCAAGGAUGUGGCAAUUAGAGCGGGAAGUUUCGGGCCACCCUCGACUGGUGCCUUUGAUUGGAUAUAGUUUUGAUGGGCCAUGGAUGUUUCUUGUUGCGGAGUUCAUGCCCAAUGAUUCUCUGGGAAACCAUCUUUUUAAGGCUACUAAAAGGAAGACCAUGGAGUGGUCUAUGCGCUUGAGAGUCGCAUACUAUAUAGCAGAAGCCUUGGAAUAUUGCAUCAAUGAAGGACGUGCUUUAUAUUUCGACCUAAACCCAAAUAAAGUUCUUUUUGAUGAGGCUGGCAAUCCUUGUCUUUCUUGUUUCGGACUCGUAAAAAAUCACCGGGAUGCUAGAUGUUACAGCACUAAUAUUGCUUAUAGGCCUCCAUUGUCCACAGUCGGAUUGAUCACUUGUGAAAGCAUGAUAUACAGUUUUGGCCUUCUGCUACGAGAUCUGCUGACGGGAAAGCAAAUUUCAGAAGAGCAGGCAUUAGAUAUAUCGUUGGGUAAAAAACUCCCUAUGCUUCUCGAUCCUCGUUUGAUGGGUAAAUAUCCGAGAAAUCAGUCAUCAGAUGUAGUGCUCCUUGCUGAACAUUGUAUGCAGUAUGAUCCCGGCAACCGGCCCACUAUACAAGAAGUUGUUGCAGCCCUUGCACAGGUUUUAAGUGAUGAUGUGGGACCAUCCCCCACCAUCAAAGGAGACUCAAAAAAACCAAUUAAAUUCUCAUGCUUUCCGAGUGGUCGAAAGCGAGAUAACUGAUGACGCACUUGACCUUUCUCCACACAAGGUGUACAGCAGCAUCACAUUUCCACAUUUGCCAAAAGCCAAAAUUGAACUGCAGUAAAUCUUUGCAUCAGAAACACCUAUGACUUCAUCAUUUUGAUGCAUCAGUUUUUUGGUUUUUUUUUUCUUUCUAUUUUGAUUGUUGCAUAUAGAUAACUGUGAAUAAUAUUCUCUAAUUGUUGGUGCAUAUAGAUAACUGUGAAUAAUAUUCUCUAACUGUUGGUGCAUAUAGAUAAAUGUGAAUAUGAAUAUUAAAUUUGUGAGCUA
Dioscorea cayenensis subsp. rotundata (Guinea yam) is the source of this 1562-nucleotide messenger RNA. Its product is annotated as serine/threonine-protein kinase BSK1-like. Gene Ontology annotation, biological process: brassinosteroid mediated signaling pathway; protein phosphorylation. The transcript has 7 exons. Gene Ontology annotation, molecular function: protein kinase activity; ATP binding. NCBI's taxonomy places the organism in Eukaryota, Viridiplantae, Streptophyta, Magnoliopsida, Dioscoreales, Dioscoreaceae. Bases 510 to 1271 code for a protein of 253 amino acids. The record is from RefSeq and is a predicted model, not a curated record.